AUGGCCAUGGCAAGGUACAAUGCUACUGAUGAAGGUCGGCUGAAAAAUUUAUUUUGGGUAGAUGGCAUUUGUAGGUCCGAUUAUAAGUGCUUUGGAGAUGUGUUUGCAUUCGAUACAACCUACCAGAAGAAUAAGUACAGAAGGCUGUUGGUAAUCUUCUCAGGUUGUAACCAUCACUGCCAAACAUGUAUAUUUGGUUUUGCCUUGGUAGAGGACGAACGGACGGCAACAUAUAUGUGGUUGUUGCUAAACUUUCUAGAAGUCAUGCUGAACAAGUCUCCCAGUGUUGUGGUCACAGACGGUGACGAAGCAAUGAAGGCAGUAAUUCGAGAAAUCUUCUUAGAUAAGGAAAAUGAAUGGGUUCUAAAUGAAUAUGAAAAGAGGAAAAGUUGGGCAAGUGCUUACUUGAGGGAUAAAUUCUGUGCUGGAUUUAGAACAACAUCAUGGUGUGAAGCGAUAAACAACUUCAUCAAGAGGUUUAUUUGCAUUUGUCAAAGUCUUCUAGAGUUGGUCCAAAAUCUUGAACAUGCUCUUAGGGACUAUAGAAACAAUGAAUUAGUUUCUCAAUUUAAGACGCUGUAUGGGGAGGCCGUUCUAACUACUGGGCUAGAAGCAUUGGAGGUUUCUGCUGCCAAUUUUUACACAAGGGAGAUUCUUGGCGAAGUAAAAAAGGAGAUUCAAGGAGUGGUGGCAUUAGAUGUAAUAAAUGAGGAAAACAUAUCAAACACUGUUGUGUUAAAAGUUAAGAAGUGUGACAGGAGGCAACAUAAUUAUAACAUACUUUAUGAUCGCAAUACUGAGCAUAUGGAGUGUGAAUGUAGUCGGUGGAGUAGUGAAGGCAUUCCUUGUAGCCACAUAUUUUGUGCAAUGAAAAGGGUAGAUUUACAAAAGUUGCCAAAUAGUCUUCUUUUGAAAAGAUGGUCGAAGGAUGCCAAGAAGUAUCUGGAUGAAAGUUCUACUGAAGGCACUACGCAAGACAGAGAAAGAGAAUUUUUAAUGCGCUAUGGCGCAUUGUCAGUGGCAGCUACGUGGAUGGUAUUCUUAGGAGCUCAAGAUGGUCCUUCUUUCCAUGACACUAUGAAUGAAGUCUGUUGUUGGACCCAAACACUAGAACAAAACUCUGGCUUGAAAAGACAAAUAAGAGAUUCUCCCACACUAAACUUCGUUGGUGACCCUUCGGUGGUCAAGACAAAAGGAGCACCCAAGGGAAAAAAGGAGAGGGGUAAACGGAGGUGCACUAACUGCAACAGUACUGGUCAUGUAAAGAAUAAAUGUCCUGUGAGGAAUGACGGUGACGAUUUGGGGGAUAAGACUGGUAGUGGCACGCAAGCUAGCUUUGGUACCGAGGAGGAGCUUCCCAAGGACCCUAUGGCUUCUCAAGAGACAUUAGCAGUGCCAAAUACAGAAGGAAAUGCACCUGUGCAGCAAGAGUUUGAGUUAGGUGAUUCAGGAUUGAUUAAUGGCCAUGAGACUCCCAUCCCACCGACAAUUCUGCAGGUAUAUGAGAAUGUCAUUUUAAAAAAUGAAUACCAAUCUUCAAAGCUAUGUGAGGCACUGUGCACCAAUUGCGAGGACAUGAUGGAUCAGCUUCAGGUUCUCAAACUACCUUCCAUGGCAAAGUUUAAUGCGGGAUCGCAGAAUUGCAAUCAUAGUUUUGAGCACGAGUGUGUCGGGCCGUCGAAAACAAACUACGAGUAG
This is a messenger RNA of Arachis stenosperma, 1698 nucleotides long. RefSeq names its product protein FAR-RED IMPAIRED RESPONSE 1-like. The record is from RefSeq and is a predicted model, not a curated record. Gene Ontology annotation, biological process: regulation of DNA-templated transcription. Gene Ontology annotation, molecular function: nucleic acid binding; zinc ion binding. The transcript is spliced from 4 exons. The coding region runs from base 1 to 1698 and encodes 565 amino acids. NCBI's taxonomy places the organism in Eukaryota, Viridiplantae, Streptophyta, Magnoliopsida, Fabales, Fabaceae.